AUGUCCACGAGAGCCAAUACGAAUCGACAAGUGCGGCAGCGCAAGCUUAAUCCUAAACAAGGACUUCGUAUCAUACGCGAGAGUGAUAUCGAGGAGCAAGCGGACGAUGAUGUCCAGAAGCACCUCCACCAUGUGGAGACGGGUGUUGAGAAGGGGGAGGAGAUUGAAUACCACUUACAAGCCAUCAUUAAUGCGUCGAACGCUGCGGCACUUGGCGCGAAGAUCAAGACAAGUUACAUCCCCACGCCGGAGGCCGUGCGAGUCAAGGGCCUCAAGUAUGACGAGCUGUAUCCGAGAGUCUUCAAGGAGCCAGCAACGUACAUUCGCUUCAGCUCCACUGUCGAAGAUUGCAUAGGCGUGCCGUACUGCAUGAACGAUGAGGAUGCCGAGUUUCUUGCCAGGCUGAACGAUGGCAAGGAGGUUGAUGGCCGUGACCGCAAGGACAAGCUCAGCCAAUGUUCUGAAGACACGUUCGAAGAAGUGAUGAACUUCUUUGAGGAGACCAGUGCCCGCUUGCAGCCUUUUGCCAACGUCGAUAGUGCGCCUCUUCCGACACUGGACGAGCUUGAGCGGUCCAUGGAGGAAGGCAUAUCUGCAGAUGCCUACCAGUAUCUGAAGCCCAUAUACAAGUACUGGAUCGUGAGGAAAGGGUCCCGGCCGCUUAUGCCGACCAUCAAGGUCCGAGUCUUGGAUACUGCAGCGGAAGCUGAUGACGCAGACCCAUAUGUAUGUUUCCGGCGGCGUGAAGUCCGACAGACCAGGAAGACCAGAGGCAGAGAUGCUCAGGUCGUUGAAAAGCUAAAGAAGCUGCGACUUGAGCUUGAACAAGCCCGAUCGCUGGUAUCCCUGGUCGUAGACCGUGAGAGGCUCAACAAGGAAAAUCUCGAAGUUAGCCAUAGAGUUUUCGAACAGCGAAAGCAACUGAAGGAAGUCAAGGUUGCAAAGGGAAUCACAGGCGAUAAAGGUGAUGAUGAGGAAUUGCUCGUCAAUCAGAAGCCAGCUGGCAAGCCCAAAGCGAGGCAAGACUCUGCACAGCAAAGACCCACGACGAUCCGUAUUCGGUCGGUUGGUGAGCGUACAGCACCUGAUGUUGACCUGCCACUGCUCGAAGACUGGCGUGCGGAAGCCGAAGCGUUUGUCAACAACACAAUUGAAAACCGCAAGGAGCAGCACGCGAAGUGGAACCAGCACUGGGUCGACGAUACCAAGUAUCCAAUCACGCCGCCAUUGGAAGAACCGGAUCCGAUGCUGAAGUGGGCGCAGCUCCCGCCCGAAGGCUUUCAGUACCCGACACCUCCGCCGUCUUUG
Molecule: messenger RNA, 1308 nt
Organism: Baudoinia panamericana UAMH 10762
Lineage: Eukaryota; Fungi; Ascomycota; Dothideomycetes; Mycosphaerellales; Teratosphaeriaceae
Exons: 2
Biological process (GO): regulation of transcription by RNA polymerase II
Cellular component (GO): piccolo histone acetyltransferase complex
Source: RefSeq, a predicted model, not a curated record